AUCACCACCACAUAAUUCUACUUUAGAUACGCAGAUUCCAGAUGUACAGGCCAAGGAUCAAACCCCAAAGCGCAAACGGCAGCGCACAGCCAAUCCCGCAGAUGACCAUGGCGAGUUUAAUGCCGAUUCCCCCAGCCCGAAGCUGAAGAAAGCAAGAAAGGGUAGAAAGACGAAGGAUAACCCGUACGGCCUAACGCCUGGUGAGACGCCGUUCCCAGAAUGGCAGGCACCUAGUGUGGAGCAGUGUGAGGAAGUCUAUCAAUUGCUUGCCAAGAUGCACGAUGAUGUGCGGGCGCAAGCACCUGAGGUGAUACCUGCUCCCUCGUUGGAGGUGGCUGGUUGUGGGGAAGUCCCCUCGGUGUUGGAUGCCCUGAUUAGAACAGUCCUAAGCGGUGCGACUACCUUCGAGAACGCUGAUAAAAUGAUCAAAGGCCUCACUAAGAAAUUUGGCGUUCUCACCGAGGGCAUCGGAGAAGGAAGCAUAGACUGGAACAAUGUCAGAACAUCCCCCAUUGAGGACUUGGUUGGUGCAAUCCGUUGCGGUGGCCUCGGGAAUGCCAAGGCCAAGAGCAUAAAAGGAAUCCUCGACAUGGUGUAUCAGGAGAACAUCGAGCGGCGGGAGGCAUACCUCAGAGAGAAACAGACAGGAGAGCAGGCUGACGUGUUUGCAGCCGCUGAUAAGACCAAGGGUCAGAAGGACCUCGAAAUCUUAAAGACAGACAAGAAUAUCCUCUCCCUUGAUCAUAUCCAUGGCUUGCCGGCCGACGAGGCAAUGCGACAAUUCACCAAGUACCCUGGUGUCGGAGUCAAGACCUCGGCAUGUGUCAUCCUGUUCUGCCUCCAGAGGCCUUGCUUCGCCGUGGAUACGCAUGUCAACAAAUUUUCGAAAUGGCUGGGAUGGGCCCCGGAGAAGGCGACGGAAGACGACGUCUUCAGCCAUCUCGAGGUCCGAUGCCCGGAUCAUCUGAAGUAUGGUCUUCACCAGCUCUUCAUCAGACAUGGCCAGACCUGCGAGAAGUGUAGGAGGAGCACGGCAGAGGGGACAGACUCGUGGAGGAAGCUUGAGGAGUGCCCCCUAGAGAGUCUCCUGAAUCGCUACGACAAGCGACAGUCAAAGGCUAAGCCGAAGCCACCGAAGAAAGCGAAAGGCGAAAAACCGGAGGCCGAGCCAGAUGUCAAAAAGGAGGAGCAAGAAGAUGGUGCGGAUACGACCGGGGCGAAGAAUGGUCCUGCAGAAGAUGGGAUGGAGGCAGGGGACCAGGUCGAGGAGGGCAGCGAGGCUAAGGAAGACGACGAUAUUAAGAAGGAGGGCGAGGCUUAGGAGGAGGAGGGGCUAGGGGGACGACAAUUACGGUUUUGCUGCUGACAUCGCCCAUAUAUCUCCGUGCUGAUUUUUGCAUCCAUAGGUAUCAUGCUGGCGGCGACCUGGCUAGGAUGCGUUACCGGUGGGUGGGUAUGACGCUACUUGGAGGCGGGCAGACGCACCGGACAGACGCACCGGACAGACGCACGGUGCGACGGGCCCCUCCCGAGAAUACAUGUUCCUACUUAUUUGCUACAUAGGCUUGAUAGGAGCAUCACUGAGGCUCGUAAAUAUGAAUUGCGGAUGAUUUCUUCACACUAAGCCGUUACGUGCUUGAGAGCUAGGUAGGUAUACCUGGUAGGUAGCUUGGAGACGCAGGUGGUGUUGAAAAGGGUUUACCU
This is a messenger RNA of Durotheca rogersii, 1704 nucleotides long. Its product is annotated as DNA glycosylase. Gene Ontology annotation, biological process: base-excision repair. NCBI's taxonomy places the organism in Eukaryota, Fungi, Ascomycota, Sordariomycetes, Xylariales, Xylariaceae. The coding region runs from base 275 to 1321 and encodes 348 amino acids. Gene Ontology annotation, molecular function: catalytic activity. The transcript has a single exon. The record is from RefSeq and is a predicted model, not a curated record.